Dimorphilus gyrociliatus is the source of this 1352-nucleotide messenger RNA. NCBI's taxonomy places the organism in Eukaryota, Metazoa, Annelida, Polychaeta, Dinophilidae. The record is from the annotation of a GenBank genome assembly.
AGAUGGCGCUAAUAUCUCUUACAUGACAGUCUGUUUCUGGGACGAGUGCGAUAGUCAAACGUUAAACCUUAUCAAAAACUAUGUCUGAAGCUACCAAAAAGUAUGAUAUUGUCAUCUUUGGUGCAACCGGUUUCACUGGAAAAUAUGUCAUCGAUGAAGUUGUAAGAACUGAAUCAGAAAUACCAAAUUUGAAAUGGGCUGUUGCCGGUCGAAAAAUGAGAACUCUUCAAGAAGCACUUGGAAAAGCUGCAGAAAGAAUGAACAGACAGGAUCUAGAGGACAUAGAUAUUAUUAUCGCAGAUACAAAUUAUUAUGAUAGCCUUGUUAAGAUGGCAGAAUCAGCUAAGAUUGUGCUCAAUUGCGUUGGACCUUAUAGAUUUUUUGGAGAGCCAGUCGUAAAAGCCUGUGUCGAAGGAAGAGCUCAUCACAUUGAUAUUAGUGGUGAACCUCAAUUCUUGGAAAAAAUGCAAUUGCAUUAUGAUGCAAAGGCUAAGGAAAAUAACGUCUACAUUAUUGGAUCCUGCGGAUGGGAUAGUAUCCCCGCUGAAAUGGGAGUUAUUUAUACAAGAGAUAAUUUUGACGGAGACUUGAACGCUGUUGAAAGUUUUAUUGAAUUAAAUUCAACAGAGAAAAUAGUUCUACAUUUUGCAACUUACCAAUCUGCAAUACACGGUUUUGCCAAUGCGAACGAAUUAGCAACACUUAGAAAGAGUUUGUUUACUACUAAAUUACCAAGACCUAGUCACAAGCUAAAGAAUAGAGGAAGCUACUUUUGGUCAGAUGUGCUAAAUUCUUAUUUUAUGCCAUUUCCUGGAAGCGAUAGAUCUGUUGUGUCCCGUUCACAGCGUCUAUUUUAUGAAGAAGAUAGCUUAAGACCUAUCCAAUUCGCUCCCUAUAAUAGCUUAGGUAGCACAACUUUUGGUUUGGUUAAGGCACUUGUAUUCGGCUUUGUCUUUUCCUUUUUGGCAAAAUUCGCACUUGGGAGAAGCCUUCUUGAAAAAUUCCCUAAAUUCUUUACAGCUGGCACCUUCUCGCACGAAGGACCGAAUGAAAAACAGAUGAAAGCAGCCACCUUCAAAAUGACUUUUAAAGGGAACGGUUAUAAAGAAAAGCAACCGGUCAAUGUCGAUCACGUCGAUAUACCAGAUAAAAUGAUUACAACAACAGUUUACGGACCAGAGGCCGGCUAUAUUUCUACUCCAAUUGCAAUGGUUCAAUGUGCUUAUUCAAUAUUACUUGAAAAAGAUAAAAUGCCUGGAAACGGAGGAGUUUUACCACCUGGUUACGCUUUUGCUAAAACAUCUCUAAUACAAAAACUGGAUUCUCAUGGUAUUAAGUUUCAAGUACUAUGA